Molecule: messenger RNA, 3488 nt
Organism: Uranotaenia lowii
Lineage: Eukaryota; Metazoa; Arthropoda; Insecta; Diptera; Culicidae
Exons: 4
Coding region: 1131-2021 (296 amino acids)
Source: RefSeq, a predicted model, not a curated record
AGUCUUCGCGAACGGUUGUUGGUUUGACUAGUCGCUUUAUUAGAUAAUUCAACUUGAAACAGAAGAGAAUCUAGCUAAUCGUCGCGAUUCGCGUUCUGUUUAUUGAGUGUUGUUCGUCGUUCGUUCAUUUGUCGUGAUCUUGAGACAAGCACACAUUCCCAGACGACGGAUAUCUCGUUUGCAAUCUAGUUAUUGGCAACUUAGUCAGUAACCCGUGAUUUACUGUCAGCGUGAGUUGUGUGAUAAGUGUUACGUGAAAUCGGUUACCUUUUUUGAGGAGCGUCGUCAGCCCAUAUCGCGCUCUGGCUGGACUCCCCCGGCAGAAGUUGUUUGUCUGGCUGAUCUAAUACACGAGGGUGGAUCCCCAACAGUAGUUAUCCGUGAAGCACAACAAGUGUUUUCCGCGCAAAAAGGGAAUUUUCCUCGAGUGAAUGGUGAAUGCUCGAAGAGACCAAGCGAGUGGUUCCAUCUUUAUCGCAGUAGGCAGUUUUCCGUCUCAAGUCUAACAGGGUGGUGUGACCGUGCUCCUUCAAAUAAAAUUAGAAGAUAACCGCCAUCGGGCUUCUACCUUACAGAAUCAGUAUCAUCGCUUUGACAAGCCAAUCAACUCGCCGCGAGAGCAACAGAAACCCAUCCUCGUCAUCUUCGACCUAUCUAUCUAGCUAGCUUCUUCCUCUCGUUUGACGAACGGCGUCGCCAAGAUUUGAAAUAGAAAUUCAUUUCAGCAGAGCAGAGCAAAAUAGUUCCGAGGUGCAGUGUCCGCGAAGAAAAUCUGUCCGUCCCGGUAAAUUCGUCGUUCCACAACAGCGGGGUUUCGGUGCGGUCAAUUUGUAACAGUUUAAUUAAAAUAAGAGAGUGCAGUGCCAUACCUUGGUCUAGAGGCAACAAGUGCAACAUACUAAGAAUCCGUUACAGCAACGAAAUCGCCAAACCAAAACACACCGCCGAAAGUGAGAGGAGAGUGGUGUUGCAAAAAGAAGGUGUUGAGCUAUUUCUGUUGCGAAGAACCCCACAUAGACAGAUCGAGGAAGAUAACGCGUCAAUACAGCAUUAAAAAAACAACAACGCAAAACAAACCGAUAUAAACCGGCAGCAGCAGAAAAGUGAAGAGAAGAAAAAUCAAGACAACAAUGUUAUCGACGGCGGCCAGCCUCAGCAAGUUCUACAAUCGUAUGAGCAUCUUGAUAACUGUUUUCAUCACCGUAAACUUGGCAAAAAUCAGAGCGGAAAAUUGUGGCCAGGAGGAACUCGCCCGAUGUGCGGCGCCCUUCCAAGUGUUGCAGUCGUCCACCGAUCUGUCGAUAGCGACCAAAAAGGAGGAACUGGAUAAAAUAUGCCCUGACCUCAAACUCGGUCUGCAGUGUAUACGCAGCUACACCCGUCGAUGCAUGACCCUGGAGCAACGGAAUCGGUUCAACAAGCUGUACAACGGGACGCAUCAGUUCGUGCGGGAUCUGUGCCGCGAUGGUCCGUAUCAAAAUGAUUUCCUGUCCCACGCGCCAUGUUUGCAGCGCGUCAAACCGGACUACGAGGUGUGCGGCCGGAAGUACCACAACACGGUUUCCGUAAUCACGCAGCAACAUGAGCAGCACCAUCAUCAGCAUCAUCACCAGCACCAGAAUCGCCACGAACGGCACUAUCAGCACCAGGUGCAGGAUCAAUAUAACGGGAACCAUCACACGACGGCCGGCCGAAAUGCCGAAGAUGACGUGCGGACGUUGUGCUGCUCGUUCAUCGAGUAUCUGGAUUGCUCCGAGAGUGCGGCCCAAAAAACCUGCGGCAGGGAAACGGCCAAGUUUACCAGGGGAUUCCUGGAUAAGAUGUCGUCCACGUUGAUAAAUAUGUACUGCGAAGACUACUACCGGUCCAACAAAUGCCCGUCGAUGUACUCGUCAGCCGGUCAUCAUAGUGCGAAGCCCAGCAGCAGUGUUGCCAGCUUUCUGCUUCUACUGCUGACACCCUCGGUUGUUUCCUUACUGAACUCGGUUUUCCCCACAUUCAGCAUACUUCGGUUACGAUAAAAACUAGUGCUCAAAAUUCUCGUCGUUAAAACAUACAACCUAUCCACUCUCGAAACUAAUCCUGCAACUGCGUAACUCAAAACAAACAAGCUACACAAAGUUCAAUUUAGUUUAAUUCCUAGCUUUAAGAAAGAAAAAGGUAAAUUGAGAAUGAUUGAUAUUUAGGCAUGAAUAGAUCAAUUUUACGAAGCGCAAUGAUGCUCCUUUAUUUGAUAUACACACACACAUCACUGACUACAUAUAAUGUGACCAAAAGAAGCUAAAAGUCACCUAAAAUAGCUUGUCUCGAAACCAUAAAACAAAGAUAAGUCUGUCCCUGUCCAGUGUAAUAGUUUAAUCGUGGUUUUCAUUAGUUUAUGAUAUACGAGUACGACAUAGAUGAACAAGGUUAAUUUUUUUCAGUCUAGUAAAAUGUCGAUUUUAGAAAGAAAAAAAACGUUCACUAUCUGAUUCCAAUUCGAUGCGUAAAACUCACAACCGAGAGCACUCGCAAUUAGUAUUAAUUAUUUUAUUUAGUCGAAUUAGCCAGUGCGACCAGUUGAGUUUGAUUAGUUUUAUUUGUACAUAUUAUGCUAUCUACACUAGGUAGACUGUUACUAGACUUUUAAGUGCUCCAUCUCUCUCUAUCUCAAACAUUUGGACACUAGGCACUUGUUCCACUUGAUUGAUUUCUGGCCACAAAGAUGGGAAGUAAUUUAUUGUUAUCGUUAAACGGAAUCGUCUUCGUCAAUCGUUGGCAGACGCAUGAAUGAGAUCAAAUUUAGCUCAAGGUGCGAUAAAUUAAAAUAUUUUUUGCCACAUCCUCCCAUUGCUAUAGAUUUGUCUGACUUGUUUCUGCUGGAAAUGUAAUAGGUGUCAAUUAAUUUAUUUAAACAAAAAAACGAGAGAACUUUUAUUAGCUUAGAACCUUGAUUAAGAGAGCAGUUAAUAUAUAAAGCAUAGUUAGUGUUAAAUGGAAUUUUGCCUGAUAUUGAAACUGUUGGUCAAUGAUUGGAUUUCUCGAAGUACAGAGAGUGCUGUAAAUAUUUGUCAAUUUAGUCCAAACCGAAUUAGACAUAAUUUAUUAGUCUUACCACGAAUCACAGGAUAUUAUUAAUAACUAGAACACUAAGAAGAACUAAAACUAGCUUUAGGUAGGAUGAAAAGUCGCAAACUAUAAAAGAAAAAAAAAUAUAAACUGAACAAAAAAAAAGACAUGCCCAUUCCCUAGAAGAAACAAAGAAUGGAAACAGCAAACUAUAUAGUUCAAGCUCCCUUGUUAUGCAAAUGUAAAAUAAAGUAAGGAUGAUAGAUAAUCUGGUAGAGUUAUGUACACAACCUUAUACUAUUGAAAAAAAAACAUAUUCUAAGCAUCUCUACUUUGUAAAUGACAUCGCUACUCAAUUAGAAACUCUACCGAUGGAAACCAAAAAAUAGCUCGUAGUGCAACAAGCCAAUCAAUAAAACGUUUUAUUUUUUUAUUUGAAA